This is a messenger RNA of Tribolium castaneum (red flour beetle), 1106 nucleotides long. RefSeq names its product putative fatty acyl-CoA reductase CG5065. Gene Ontology annotation, molecular function: alcohol-forming very long-chain fatty acyl-CoA reductase (NADP+) activity. The record is from RefSeq and is a predicted model, not a curated record. Gene Ontology annotation, biological process: long-chain fatty-acyl-CoA metabolic process. The transcript is spliced from 6 exons. The coding region runs from base 61 to 915 and encodes 284 amino acids. Gene Ontology annotation, cellular component: peroxisome. NCBI's taxonomy places the organism in Eukaryota, Metazoa, Arthropoda, Insecta, Coleoptera, Tenebrionidae.
CCAAACGAUUCAAAUGAAAAAAAUUCAAAUGUUCAAAAUUUUUCCCAAUCCUUUUCCCAUAUGGAACCGAACCAAAUCGUCAACUUUUUCAAAAACCAAACACUUUUCCUAACCGGAGAAACAGGCUUUGUUGGCAAACUGAUCCUGGAAAAACUCCUCCGAGAAACUCCCGAAAUCAAAAAAAUCAUCCUAAACCAACCAAAAUAUAACAAAAAAAACAGCAAAAAAUGUUUCGAAUUAUUCAAAACGAAAAAAAUCUACAUUUCGGAGAAAGUCUUUUUAGUGGACGGUGAUUGUCAAGACCAUUUUUUGGGCCUCAGUGCCCAAAAUUUGGACUUGUUGCGCGAGGAAGUGACGUGUGUUAUCCACGCUGCUGCCAAUGUUAAAUUCGACCAAAGUCUCAAAGAGGCAGCUUUCAAUGUUCGAGCGACUCGAGAUUUGCUCGAAUUGGCCAAACAGAUACUAAACUUGAAGAGUUUCGUCUACGUCUCGACGGCUUAUUCCAACUGUCUUAACCCUCACAUUAGGGAAGAUUUUUACAACCAACCCCUAAAACCUGAAAACUUACUCUCGGUUGUGAAUUCCCUGGACAAUGAUGUUUUGACGAAAAUAACACCAUCUUUGUUGGGCCCUUGGCCCAACACUUACAUCUACACCAAAUCCAUAACUGAGGAUUUAGUCAAAUCAGCUAGUACUAGCCUCCCGAUUGCCAUAGUACGCCCAGCUAUCAUUGUAGGUUCGAUCAAAGAACCAGUCCCUGGCUGGAUUGACAACUUUUACGGAGUCGUUGGUAUAGUUCUAGCUGCAUCUUUGGGCGUUUUGAGGAGUCUGAAUGCAAAACUAGACGCCAUAGCACCCAUAGUACCGGUCGAUUAUGUCGCCAAUGUAAUCAUAGCAGCGACGUGUAAAACCUGAAGAGAACAACCGAAAUUCCCGGUCAUUUACAACUACGUCCGCUUUGGCAAAAACAGUCAACUCACUUGGGACCAAUUUAUGAAAAAAGUGGAGCCCGAAUGUUGGAACGCAGGGUAUGAUAAAGUCGUUUGGUACUUCGGCUUCAAACUACGCGAAAAUAAGACUUGGCACAACAUUUACAUAUUUUUCAC